GGGAAAUCUCCUGACACCCCUGAACUGGGACGAUAUUACUCGUCUAUACAAUCAGGAGACUACACAUAGUUUUACUAGAAAGAAAGUCCUAAGCAUCUACGGCGCAAUUAAAAAGGAUGUGAUUGUCUUCUCAAGACUUUUGAACAUUGAAGGUUUUGAUUGGAACUAUGAUUCUAACACGGUCAAUUGCAGUGAAGCCAUAUGGCAGUCUAACCGUCAUCUCCAUUGUGGUAAGACAAAAUUUCUAAAGAAAGGGCCCAAAUCUUAUAAAAUCUGGAAGGAGAUUUUUGCAGUUGAAAUUGCCAAGGCUAACAUGGGUCCUCCUAUAUUGGAAGGACCAAACGGGUCAAGUUUUAUGUGUUCAAGUUGCCAGUCCACACGUUCAGCGUCAACUUCAAAUAGUGGGAUGCCGUCUAUUACUAGUCCUGAGGGGAAGCCACAGCUGGAGGAGCAGGUUGCGUUUCUUGUAAGUCUUGGGGACCUUAUGAAUAAACAUAAAGUGUCAGCGGAAUAUUUCCCUGUACUUAGGCAGCAUAUUUCAUUCGAUAAUCUAGAUCUCUUUUGGUUAUGGUUCAAGGUGGAGGAACCCUAUCGACUUUCGAUUGUUCAGGAUUUUGUAGAAAAGAACCCUGUUAAGGAUAAUGUAGGAAAGAACCCUCUCUGAGUAUUCUGUAUUUUAAGCUCCAUUAUAUUGAGAGGCUUCUGAUUAAGUUUGAACUCUUUCCUCACAUCCGCGAGUUGUCUUUCUUUUCCUUUAGGAACAUUUGUAGUUUUAGUACCUCAAGAUCCAGUGCUUGUAUUGAAUCAAGUAAUUCAAAGUAUUUAGCAAUUUUCU
Lycium barbarum (goji berry) is the source of this 835-nucleotide messenger RNA. RefSeq lists its product as uncharacterized. Lineage: Eukaryota; Viridiplantae; Streptophyta; Magnoliopsida; Solanales; Solanaceae. The transcript is spliced from 2 exons. Bases 314 to 664 code for a protein of 116 amino acids. The record is from RefSeq and is a predicted model, not a curated record.